Messenger RNA from Daphnia pulex (common water flea), 1660 nucleotides. RefSeq names its product bestrophin-2-like. NCBI's taxonomy places the organism in Eukaryota, Metazoa, Arthropoda, Branchiopoda, Diplostraca, Daphniidae. The coding region runs from base 447 to 1583 and encodes 378 amino acids. Gene Ontology annotation, molecular function: chloride channel activity. The transcript is spliced from 12 exons. The record is from RefSeq and is a predicted model, not a curated record.
UUCAAUAUUUAUUCGGCAGUGAAUAAAACUAAAAUCGCAGUUAUACCCAAAUACGGUAUCUUACAUUAUGCCUUUUACGUUGGCAUAUCUAGUUUGUUGGUGAAAACAAAACUUUUGGUUUCCUUUUAAUUAUUUCCAUUUAGGUGCAAUAGAGAGCCAGCGGGCAUGUUUCUUCUUUAUUCAGCCCGCUUCUUCUAAAACUCUACACGCGUGACAAGCCCGCACCUCGGGCGAUUAUUUGAAAGGUAAAAUGUCCACGGAUCAAAGUAGUCUUUAAAGAGUUUCCGUGGUAAUCGGCUGCUGGCGGAGACGCGGCUGCGCUUUUAAAUAGUGACGUUCAAAAUUCCCGCAUGACGAGAGUUGAGAUUUUUAAUUUCCAUCAACUCUGAACAAAGUGUGUAUCACGCGUGAUUUGCGAAUCGAAAUAUAUUUACAAAAAUUAGACGAUGCGUUACGACAAGAAUCAAUCGCACGUUCAACUUGAACGCAACACGAGUCAAGUGCCGUCGGUGCUGGCGUUCAAUCAGACCUCCCCGGACGCCAACCGCUUCGGUGAAUCUUUUCGUAUACUAUUUCGAUGGAGGGGCAGUAUUUACAAGUUUAUUUGGAAACACGUGCUGGUGUACUACUUUCUUUUUUACUUGCUGUCAAUACUGCACGGGGUUUUGGACAUUGAAAGGAAAAAAACAUUUGAGGCAUUGGCAAAAUACUGCCUCAAAAAUACCAAUUCCAUCAACCUCAUGCUUAUGCUGACUUUCUUCACGACAACGGCCAUGCAACGGCUUUUCUCCAUACAAACAAUGAUUCCUGGGACGGCUAAAGUCAUCACCUUUUUUAUUAUGUCUCUCAAGCCAAAUAUGCCUGAGGGACCGAUUAUUGUUGAGCAAUUCGCACGAUGGACGGUACUGGCCUGGAUACUCACUUUCCGUGUUGUUUGUAAACCUUUGAGAAAGAUGUUCCCUGACAUGAUUUCGCUUCAGGUGGCUGGAAUCAUUCGAGAGAAAGAGAGAUGCAUUUUAGAAAGAGUGGAAACCGAAGGGAACAAGACCCCACGCGCUUUGAUUGUAAUCGACUGGAUGCUUUUGCUACUCAAGGAAACUGCAAUACAUAAUCGCUUUACAGAAAAAUCUAACCAUCUUAAAGUUCUGGAUAUUGUAAUGGCAUUCAAGAAAAACUGCGGCAACAUUAUCAAAUUUGCAACCAAAAAUAUUCCUUACGCCCUCAUUCAGGCUGCAAUCAUAGUGGUCUAUGUUUACGGACUGGUCACUUUGAUGGCCAGAAAUUUUGAAGAAGCGGUUAACAGUGGCUUCUUGGAAGGCAUCGUGAAUUAUUUUCCCGUGAUUCCCAGCCUACAGUUUUUCAUCUUCCUCAUCUGGUUGAAUUUUGGCCGUACGGCUGUCAAUCCUUUCGGAACUGACGAUGAUGACAUCGACGUCAAACUCUUAUUCCACACUCACGUUCAGGAUUCUUAUCGAUUGGCAAGUUUGUACGCUCAGGAUUUGGAACAAGUUUUUGGCGCCAUGCCACAAAAACAAUACAACGACGCUUCUUCCCUGCAAAAUGCUACCCCUGUUGGAAAAUAGUACAACAUCUUUGGGUAGUAAUGUGAGUGAACGUGUAAAUAAAAUACAAUUCCGUGAACUCGGAACUAAUGCACUUA